Messenger RNA from Pseudomassariella vexata, 2969 nucleotides. Its product is annotated as Mechanosensitive ion channel-domain-containing protein. Bases 86 to 2887 code for a protein of 933 amino acids. The transcript has 2 exons. NCBI's taxonomy places the organism in Eukaryota, Fungi, Ascomycota, Sordariomycetes, Amphisphaeriales, Pseudomassariaceae. Gene Ontology annotation, cellular component: membrane. The record is from RefSeq and is a predicted model, not a curated record. Gene Ontology annotation, molecular function: calcium channel activity; calcium ion binding. Gene Ontology annotation, biological process: intracellular calcium ion homeostasis; calcium ion transmembrane transport.
UUCUCUCGUCCUAGACGAUACCCUGAUAACUACCGACCACAUCCCUGCUCUGGUAAGACCCAGGGCGCGUGCGACGACAGUCUCAAUGCCGAUAUCUCCCAGACCCUCCUCCACGAAAGGCUUCUUGCCUCUGGGAAAUUCAUACUCCAACAAUUUCAACAUGGACGACAACGGCAUACCUCUCACCAACGUGCGCAGCAAUGCAUCCACGGGCGCUCGAAAGCCCAGCCAGGGCGUGUCGUCGGGAAUCGAGGCCCUCGAUCAGACGAGGAGUGAGAAGCAUGGUUUCUUCCACCGCGGUGGUGGCCGCCGGCGAGCUGCUGAACCGGAAGUCAUCACCCGACGCGGUACCGGCGGGUCCGAAGAUGUCUCUCUCAAUGCUAUGGGCAGACUAUACAACAAAAUUAUUAGUUUCUCUGUUGUCACCCGCUACCUCGUCUACAUUCUGCCAGUCGCAAUCAUACUAGCGGUUCCUCUGAUCGUGGUCAGCGUAACCAGCAAUUGGGAAUUGGGCGUUGGUAAUACUACAACGGGAAGCGGCGAUGAUAAAGUCAUCACUAUCGGCCCGCCCAUUUGGAAGCUGUUUGUCUGGAUCGAGGCGGCAUGGCUCAGCUUGUGGGUUGGAAAGAUCGUAGCCCAUCUCCUGCCCCCCAUCUUUAUGUUCUUCUGCGGCGUCGUCAGUUCGGGAACUCGCAAAUACGCCACCGUUAUCCGCGCCCUCGAAAUUCCGCUCUCGCUCUUCUUCUGGGCGCUGGCCUCGUGGCUGAUUUUCAAAAACCUCAUCCAAGGCUUCGACUCCAUAUCAUGGGUAUCUGCCGUGAAGAAUAUCCUCGGGGCUCUGUUUGUAUCCUCGGCGGUGUUCCUCGGAGAGAAAGCCAUUGUGCAACUUAUCAGCAUUACAUACCACCAGAGAUCAUUUGCCAACCGCAUCAAGGACUCGAAGCGGGAAGUUUUCCUGCUGGGGCUCAUGUAUGACGCCUCUCGCACGCUGUUCCCCAUGUAUUGCCCGGAGUUUGCCGAGGAGGACUAUAUCAUCAACGAUAGCAUCGAGUUGAUGCUCGGCGGUAAGAAGGGCCACAAGAAGAGCGGCUCUGUCACCCCCAUGAGGCUAAUUGGCAAUGUCGGUCGUUUUGGCGACAAAGUCACUUCAGUCUUUGGCAACUUGGCCUCAGAAAUCACCGGAAAGCAAGUCUUCAAUCCCAACUCGGCCCACUCCGUGGUGGUCGAGGCUUUGGAGAAGGUCCGCACCUCGGAGGCCAUGGCCAAGCGAAUUUGGAUGUCUUUCGUCGUGGAGGGCAAGGAUUCACUGUUCGCAGAGGACAUCAUCGAGGUUCUAGGCCCUGCUCACCAGAUGGAAGCGGAAGAAUGCUUCCAUGCUGUGGAUGCCGACGGCAACGGGGAUAUCAGUCUCGACGAAAUGAUCCGAAAGGUUGUAGAAAUCAGCAAGGAGCGCAAGGCCAUCUCCAACAGCAUGAAGGAUAUCAGUCAAGCCUUGGCGGUGUUCGAUAAGGUCCUUCUCUUCAUCGUCCUGUUGAUUGUCAUCUUCAUCUUCUUGGCCUUUUUCCAGAGCUCGUUUCUCACAACGUUGGCUACUGCCGGAACGGCACUCCUUUCGCUCUCUUUCGUAUUUGCAGUGACGACCCAGGAGUUCUUAGGUUCCUGCAUUUUCCUGUUUGUUAAGCAUCCAUACGACGUGGGCGACCGCGUCGACAUUGUGGGUCCCGAGAAAGAACAGCUUACCGUGGAGAAAAUCUCGCUGCUGUACACUGUUUUCAACCGCAUCGACAAGAUGCAGGUUGUCCAGGUACCCAACAUUGUUCUCAACAAUCUUUGGAUCGAGAACGUCACUCGCAGCAAGGCGAUGAAGGAAGUGAUUGAAGUCAACAUUUCCUUCGAUACGUCGUUCGAGGACAUUGAACUGCUCCGGAUCGAGAUGGAGAAGUUUGUGCGACAUCCAGACAACGCGAGAGAUUUCCUGCCCGAUAUUGUUAUCGGCUGUGGUGGCGUUGGCGAUUUGGACAAGUUGCAGCUCAAGAUUGCUAUUAAGCAUAAAUCCAACUGGCACAACGACUCUGUCCGCGCAACCAGGCGCUCCAAGUUCAUGUGUGCACUUGCACUUGCGCUGAAGGCUGUUCCUAUCGCCGCGCCUGGUGGUGGCGGCGAGCCUCUGGGAGGACCCACCAAUCCGGCUUAUAAUGUCGCCGUUACGGACACCUUUGCAUCCAGUGCUCGCGAGAAGUCGGACAAAGAGAAAGAAGCUAAGCGCAUGGCAGCUCCCAAACCCGAGCGGAAUCCUUCUACGGCUAGCAGACAUAAUAUUGCUGAGUCUAAUGAGAUGGAGGCCGCCCAGCAUCUUAACAAAAUGAGCGCAGCACGUGCUGCGGCCGAAGACUGGGGAUAUAACCGUGACGACGAUACUUUGAACUCACGGGACCAGUCUGCGGAAAGAGAUCGGUCAACCGAGAUAGAUAACCUGCGUCUGGACCUCCAUAAGCGGGAGAGUACGCGUAGCGGACGACGAGUGGCCGGCACAGGGCUGCCAGCGAAUGCGUUUGCGGAUAACACCACACCUGGCAUCCAAGUGACGCAGUACAAGACUGGGUCGUUCGACGAAGAAGCCGCGAUUGGUGGCGCUGGUUCGUAUGGCGCCCACCCUCAAGCCCAGUCGAGCUACAACAUAUUUCCAGGGCAACAGCUUCAGCCUAGUGGGUCCUACUCACCACCGAUCCGAAGCAACUCACAGACGGCGCAAGCCAUGCCUCACCCGUUGCAGAGCGCACCAUCGCCGUCCCGAGCGGCGACCGUUUCAGGCGCCAGGACCAGAGGAGCCAGCGUUUCCAGACCCCUCAGUAAUAGUUCCAACAAUCCAUAUCAACAACAACGAUAGACCGUACAAGCACAUAGGAUCGAGGUAGACGGAUAGCAGGCCAUAAAACGAAGUUAUUAGAGAGACAAGGUCACAUUUUCUU